UUUAGAGAUUCAACAGAUGUCAGAAAACAAACACACACAGUUUCAUCCUUCACCUUCAAACCCCUUCAAAACCCCCCUUUUCUCUUCUUUUCUGUUCUUAUUUCUAGAGCGAGCAAGUAUCCUAGAGAGAGAGAGAGACAGUGAAGCUAUGGCGGACGAUUCACCCGCCGGUUCCAGUUCGCCGGAACUUUCGCCGGAGGAAGAGAUGAACAUCAUAAGCGCCACCAUAUCUGCAGCCGAACAUCAACUCACAGUAGGCGAUACAUUUUGUUUAGUUUCUCGAAGAUGGUUGGAAAAAUGGAUAAAUUACACUAAUAAGAAGAAAAUAAGUACAAACGAGGGAUCAUCUUCAGAUCAUCAAGAUUUAAACAGUGCAAGUACUCCAAAACGGCCAUCAAGCAUAGACAAUUCGGAUUUGGUUAAUGAAUCAGCAUCUGAUAAUUCAACCAUGGGUAUCGAGCUCCAUGAUUCACUACAAGAGAACACUCAUUACACAUUGGUUCCAGAACAAACUUGGAAUCAAUUCUAUGCAUGGUAUGGAGGUGGGCCUAAACUGGCACGGAAAGCGAUAAGUUGUGGCGCAUCAGAGACAGUAUUGACUGUGGAAGUUUAUCCUCUACGCCUUCAUCUACAUCUGAUGCCAAAAGCUGACCAGUGUACCAUAAGAAUAAGCAAAAGGGAGACAAUUGGAGCCCUACACAAAAAGGCUUGCGAGAUAUUUCAGCUUAAUUCCGAACAAGUAAGCAUUUGGGACUACUUCAGCCACCGAAAACAUGCUUUGAUGAAUGACAUGGAUAAAACACUUGAGGAUGCCAACAUACAAAUGGAUCAGGAUAUCUUGGUGGAAGUGAGUGAUGAUGGUGGUUGUACAAGUGAUGUUCAAGAGAACGGGUUUACUAAAAGUCACACGUCGUCAACACUUGUAGAACCUUCGAAAACAAACUAUUCUAUUGCAAGCAAGGGUGCCCCGAGGAACAAUAAUAAUUCGGAGUUACCACAGAUUCAGAGUUUGGCUUCUGGAAUUAGAGAAUCAGAAGAUCACAAGGCACCACCUGUGUCUGUUGGUGUUAGUACACGUGGCUCUUUUGGUGGUCUAACUGGAUUACUGAAUUUGGGAAAUACAUGCUUUAUGAACAGUGCUAUACAGUGUUUAGUUCAUACCCCUGAAUUUGCCAUGUAUUUCCGUGAAGAUUUUCAUCAAGAGAUUAACUGGCAUAACCCUCUAGGGAUGGUGGGUGAACUAGCUUUAUCAUUUGGUGAGUUACUUAGGAAGUUGUGGGCCCCGGGACGCACUCCAUUUGCUCCUAAGCAAUUUAAAGCAAAGCUUGCUCGUUUUGCACCACAAUUUAGUGGAUACAGUCAGCAUGAUUCUCAGGAGCUUUUGGCGUUUUUGCUUGAUGGACUUCAUGAAGAUCUGAACCGUGUGAAACAUAAACCUUACAUCAAGUCAAGAGAUGCUGAUGGUCGACCUGACGAAGAAGUUGCUGACGAGUACUGGGCAAAUCAUAUUUCUCGUAAUGAUUCGAUAAUCGUUGAUGUUUGUCAAGGGCAAUAUAAAUCGACUUUGGUUUGUCCUGUUUGUGAGAAGAUUUCAGUUACAUUUGACCCGUUCAUGUAUCUUUCAUUACCACUUCAAUCAACUACAACGCGUACGAUGACAGUAACGGUUUUCAGUUGUGAUGGAAGUGGGGUGCCUGCUAGUUGCACGGUAACCGUGCCCAAACAGGGACGUUGCAGGGACUUGGUUCAAGCAGUUAGCAGUGCUUGUGGUUUAAAGCAAAACGAGAAAGUUUUUCUAGCCGAGAUACGAAACCAUUUGAUUCACCGGUUUCUUGAAGAUCCUCUCAUGUCAUUAUCUUCCAUAAAAGAUGAUGACCAUCUUAGUGCUUACAAGAUCCCGAAAUCGAUGAAAAACACUAAAUUUCUUCAGUUGAUUCACCGUCGCCAAGAGCUGGAAACCGGUAACGCGCGGGGCACUUCAGGUUGGAAAGCUUAUGGAACCCCGCUUGUUUUUCCGGUUUCUUGUGAUGCGACCAUUACAAGAGGUGAUAUACAGUUAAUCGUUCACACAAUGCUCUCCCCCAUGCUAAAAACCGACACAUCAGACCUCAAGAAUGUGAAUGUUGAGCCAGAGUCAGAUUGUAAAGAGAAUGAUGGUCCUGAUAAACCUCAACUAAAACUUCCGUUAAAGUUGGUUGAUGGAAACAAUGCAUGUAUAGAUCUUUCGGUUGGAGAAGAGAGAACCGUAAGAUUGCCCUCAUCCUCAUUGUCGGUAUUGCUUUUCAUCGAUUGGUCCCCAAAGCUUUUACAAAAAUAUGAGACGCAAUAUCUCGAAAAAUUGCCCGAAGUUUUCAAAACCGGACCUUCAAAAAAGGCUCGCGCUGAACCUUUGUCUUUAUACACAUGCUUAGAAGCUUUCUUACGUGAGGAGCCAUUGGUACCCGAAGACAUGUGGUUCUGUCCGCAGUGCAAAGAGAGAAGGCAAGCGAGUAAAAAGUUAGAUCUUUGGAGGCUCCCGGAAGUACUUGUGAUCCAUUUGAAAAGGUUCUCGUAUAGCAGAUCCAUGAAGCAUAAGCUUGAAACGUUUGUCAACUUCCCUAUACAUGAUUUUGACUUGACAAAUUACAUUGCAAAUAAAAACAACUCGAGUCGACAAGUAUACGACCUUUAUGCCUUAACCAAUCACUAUGGCAGCAUGGGGAGUGGCCACUAUACCGCUCAUAUUAAGCUUAUUGAUGAAAACCGAUGGUACAACUUUGAUGACAAUCAUAUAUCACCUAUUAAUGAAGAUGAAGUAAAGACAAAUGCUGCGUAUGUGCUAUUUUACAGGAGGGUGAGAAGCGACUAAUCCUUGCAGCACAAGUGACCGCAGUGCAUUCAUAUACAUUGAUAACAAUAACAGAUAUGAUUCAACAGUCUGAAUGAAGUUAUAAAGUACAAAUUUUUGGUCUUGGGGGUUAAAAGUUACAAAUGAGCUCCUAUAUGAUGCAUACAUAUCCAUCCAUCCAUCCAUCCAUCCAUCAAGAUAGAAGCAUACAGGCAAAAGCAUGUCAUGUUUAGGUUUUGUCAGUUUCAGCUAUUUGUUAACCACCUGCAUUUCGGUUAAACAAUUUUUGCUACUUUCAGAAUUAACUGAUUGUUUCAGAUUAUAUGGUUCUGUAUGUAUAGGCUGCAACAGACCCAUGUGUACGUGUUCUUAUGGUUCCAUAUGAAUAGGCUGCAAGGGGUUUGUUUACU
Molecule: messenger RNA, 3237 nt
Organism: Helianthus annuus (common sunflower)
Lineage: Eukaryota; Viridiplantae; Streptophyta; Magnoliopsida; Asterales; Asteraceae
Product: ubiquitin carboxyl-terminal hydrolase 5
Exons: 12
Coding region: 17-2848 (943 amino acids)
Biological process (GO): protein deubiquitination
Molecular function (GO): cysteine-type deubiquitinase activity
Source: RefSeq, a predicted model, not a curated record